Aspergillus tanneri is the source of this 501-nucleotide messenger RNA. RefSeq names its product iron-sulfur cluster assembly protein CIA2. The transcript has 2 exons. Gene Ontology annotation, biological process: iron-sulfur cluster assembly. The coding region runs from base 1 to 501 and encodes 166 amino acids. Lineage: Eukaryota; Fungi; Ascomycota; Eurotiomycetes; Eurotiales; Aspergillaceae. The record is from RefSeq and is a predicted model, not a curated record.
AUGCAGAACUCAAACCCCACCAUCAUAAAUUCCGCAGAUCUUCCAACACGAUUGCACCCUGCAGUGCUCCGCAAGCCCAGUGCCUUAGGAAGCACUCUUUCCCCCACUGCAUUAUUUCCUUGCACAGAUCCAAAUGAUCUUUUUUCUACUGGCUCUGUCUCAUCUGUUGCACCAGAAAAUGACUGUGAUUUGAUUAAGGAGCCAAUUGAUGAGCAGGAAAUUUAUGAUGUGUCCAAUUCUCACCUUCGAACGGUCACUGUUCUCAUAACGCCGACAAUCACGCACUGUAGCCUGGCUACCGUCAUAGGCCUUGGUGUGCGAGUUAGACUUGAGCAGUCCCUUCCACCGCGAUUCCGCGUGGAUGUACGGAUUAAGGAAGGGACACAUAGCACUGCUGAUGAGGUAAACAAGCAGUUGGCCGAUAAAGAGCGAGUUGCUGCUGCUUUGGAGAAUGGCACGUUAAUGGGCGUUAUCGCCAAAAUGCUGGAGACGUGCCAGUGA